GGGAAGGGCGGCAUGCUACCGCGAGAUGCAAGAAUGUCCCCUUUUGUGAUACAAGGUGGAGUUGUUGCGUGUGGAGUGAGACAUUGACCGCCGACAAUAUCAGCAUGCCUUGUCCUACGAAUUCCACUGGCUUCAUCCAAAGUCUUUCGUCGACCUGCCGGAUUGUCCAGUCAACAGCUGAGUCAAUAUUCCAACAAUGGGUUCCCUUUCGGUUCUCACUGAGCACGAUGUUACCAUCACCUCCUUCACGGUCACAGACUUGCGAUUCCCAACAAGUCUAGAUGGUGUCGGCUCCGAUGCCAUGCAUGUGGGCACGAAUGGCUCUCAUCCAUUCAUCCAGCUCCAGACAAACCGCGAUGGGUUGAUCGGAGAAGGCAUUGCCUUUAGCAAUGGCCGGGGCAGCGAACUGAUCUGCAUGGCGCUAAAUAUCUUUGGGAAAAGAGUCGUCGGCAAGACGAUGCACGAGCUGACCCGGGACAUGGGUAAGACCUGGCGAUACAUGGUCUCCGAUUCACAGUAUCGAUGGAUCGGCCCUGAAAAGAGCGUUACGCAUCUGGCGGUUGCAGGCGUCCUCAAUGCCGUCUGGGACCUGUGGGGAAAGAUCCUCGGCAAGCCAGUCUGGCAAAUUAUCUGCGACAUGAGCCCGGAGGAGAUUGUCAGAUGCAUUGAUUUCCGAUACAUCACCGACGUGAUCACGCCAGAGUCGAGUAUUGAAUUGCUCAAGACGACCCAGAAGAACAAGGAGGCUCGCUUACAAGAGGCGAAAGAGAAUCGAGCAGUCCCGGCAUAUACCACGUCACCUGGAUGGCUAGCUUUCUCGGGUGAUCGCAUGCGAGAAGUUCUGGAGGAGACAAUCGCUGAAGGAUACACGGUAUUCAAGUUCAAGGUGGGAACCAGUGUCGAGGCCGAUCGCGAACGACUGGCCGCCGUCAGGGAGGUUCUCGGGUACGACAAAGGACACCAGAUCAUGAUUGAUGCCAACCAAGUCUGGAGCGUCCCGCAAGCCAUCGAAUACAUGAAGCACUUGGUAGAAUUCAAGCCUGUCUUCAUUGAGGAGCCGACCAACCCAGAUGAUGUAUUGGGCCAUGCUGCCAUUCGCAAGGCUCUGAAGCCGUACGGGGUUGGUGUAGCCACUGGAGAAGCAGCCCAAAAUCGGGUGACGUUCAAGCAGCUCCUCCAAGCAGAGGCUACGGACGUCUGCCAGAUUGACGCCGUGAGACUUGGUAGCGUGAAUGAAUGUCUCGCCGUCAUGAUCAUGGCUCUCAAGUUCAAUGUCCCCUGCGUCCCCCACAACGGCGCUAUGGGCUUGACCGAAAUGACUUCCCACCUGAGCACAAUCGACUACAUUGCCAUCAGUGGGCGAAAGUCGAUGCUAGAGAUGGCCGAUAGCCAUCGCGAGAACCUGCGCCACCCGUCCAAGAUUGAGAACGCACAUUACGUCACCCCGCUGGCUCCUGGAUAUUCCACAGGCUACAGCGAGGGGGUGUUGGAGAAGUACACUUAUCCCACUGGUAGCUUCUGGAGUAGUGAUAUUGGGCUGGAAAUUAUGGCUCAACCUACCGGAGGAGAGUUGUAGAUUAUGUACUGUAUGUAAGAGUCGUGGUUGCGAGUCUAGACAUCAAGUUGUGUGUUUCCAUAAACGUCAAUAAACAUUAUCCGUAUUUAUACACGGGACAGAAUCCGCUGUUUUCUUUGCACAUCCUCUAGAAUUGAUACAACA
Ilyonectria robusta is the source of this 1720-nucleotide messenger RNA. Its product is annotated as putative galactonate dehydratase. Gene Ontology annotation, molecular function: hydro-lyase activity; magnesium ion binding. Gene Ontology annotation, biological process: amino acid catabolic process; carbohydrate catabolic process. The transcript is spliced from 4 exons. The record is from RefSeq and is a predicted model, not a curated record. Bases 197 to 1576 code for a protein of 459 amino acids. Lineage: Eukaryota; Fungi; Ascomycota; Sordariomycetes; Hypocreales; Nectriaceae.